AGCGUCGCCUCUGCGUGCGGUGACCACACCUGCAACCGGGAAAGUCCGCUAGACCUGCGCACGGUUCAGUGAGCACGAGAGGCACACACAAACACCAUCGGAGGCUCCACAUCGGAGAAAGGUAGUCAGUCUAGUCAGAAUUAUGUUGAUUAUUGAGACUAUACUGUUUCAAACCGUCCUUUCACGCACCAAACGCACGGCAUAUGGUUUGGAUUUGGAAAUACCUCCCGGCGCAGGAACGGAGAUUUGUGGAGUCGUUCCGUUUCGAGGAUGAAUAGCGACUGGGAAUGUGCCAGCACCACGCACAGUUUGUGACUGAUGCAGACAAGCUACUGUAGAGCCAGGUGGCUGAGGUCUCGGCAGGGAGUCAGUGCAAGCUGAGAGGGGUAGUAACAUCACCGUCAACAUCACUAGGUCCUGCUGAAGAGAGGUUGAAAACAACAUCAGGUACAGGACCAGGGGGGAGGACAGCGGGGGAGACAAGUGUUUCCUUGUGCUGUUAGUUGUAUUAGUAUUUGCUAUCAAGCACACAGUCCACAAUUAAAAUAGCAUUAAGCCCAACUGAGUUGGUGUGUCUGCCAAUUGUCCCCUCACCGUGCCUGGCCACAGAGAGGGUCCCGAGGCCCCUGACUGGCUGGACUGUGACAGGAACACAGACACCGCCUGAAUAAUGAACCAUUCAGAACCUCUCUCUCUCCACAAGCCACUCCUCCAUCCAGCCCUGCCUAGCCUCAUCCCCAGACGCCUGCCUGCCUCCAGCCCCUAGCAGCUCCAGGCUCCCGGCCCCCAUGGAGCUUGGCACUGAUGCUCAGCGCAAAAACAGAUGGUGCCAAUCCUGACCCCUCUCGUCACCGAUGGACAGGAACAGGAAGAGGAGGAGGCACUGUUGCCACAGCAACUCCUGGCCACACAUCCUCUCCAAGGGCCUCAGGUAUCCAUCAGGCUGCAUUUGGUCCUUGAGCUCUGAGGGUUCAGUGACAGGACAUCCUCUCAGAGUGCAGUGGACUACCUGAUGGACCCUGUGAUCCACCAAGAGGACCUGUAAUCAAGUGAGAAGGAACUGUGAUCCGGUGAGGUAUCCAGUGAUCCAUCUGCUGUGAUUCACUGAGGACUCUAUUGAGAUCCACUCAAGAUUUCCAGAGAGAAAGAACGGUGUUCCACUGAGAGUUCCAGUGAUCCUGCUUGUGUCCUGGUAGAGUUCUCUGGUGAGCGUGUCUGUCAGGCUGGGAGGAUCAGGAUGCCAGAGCUGGAGGACUUCCCUCCGUCGCGGGGUGGCCAGCCGGCCGGUCCCGACCCUGCUCAGAUCCAGCGCAGUGUUCUGGAUGAACAGGUGGAGCUGUGGUGGUUCCGGGACCCGGCCAAGUCUCUGCUGUGCUACUGUGUGGCGGUCCUCCUUAUCCUGGGCUGCGGCCUGGGUGGCGUGCUUCUCCUCUCCACCACCACCAGUUUCUCCAGUGACUGGCGCAUGGGAGCGGGCAUGGCCCUGUGUCUCUUAGCCCUGGCCGUCCUCCUCAAACAGCUCCUGAGCUCGGCCGUGCAGGACAUGAACUGUGUGCGCAGUCGCAGGCAGAUCGAUAUCCUUAAGAGCGGAGGGCUGUCGGAUCUGUUAGUAGUGCUCAUCACGGGGCUGUGUCUGGUGGUCUGUGGGGCUGUGCUGCUGAAGCUGGCUUUGGAGCACCACAUGCCCCAGCCGGGCGUGGCCCUGAACGAUAUGUACAUCUCUGGGGUGGUGUUGUUAGCUGGAGGGGGGGCAGCGGUAGUGGGGGUAGGGGUGUACACAGGGGUGGUGAUGCUGCUGGAGAGGACCAGGCCGGGCCAGAGGUUUAGGGACAGGGCUGUGGGGCUGUUCACUAUCUCUGGACGACACAUAGACCAGGGUAGGAGGGAGACCACCUCUAGCCUGGCUAACCUCAUCUGACCACCAGAGACAUGGGAUGGGACAGGUAGCCCAGACAGGAGAUGACUGCGACACUCAUAUGGACCAGAUCUGAUCUGUGGGAGAUGCGCACUGGGGGAGGGUUGGAGCUUAUUGGCCAGCUCUGGUUUGAGGUAUGUGGCCUUGUAGUUUCUGGGCCACGUUUGUUCUGAAUGUGGGCCACAUCCACCUUGCUGUCAGGGAGGGACCAAUGGACAUCACAUUUGAAAAUGGCAUUUUAGCAUAAUGGCCAUCUUGGAAAGCCACUAUAUGUUCAUUGAGUUGUUGAUUACCACAGCACCCCUGUGGUUCUUAAAACAAUGGAAUUUUGCAGAAUCAUGAAAUACCAUGAGGAAUACAGAGCUGUGUCAACACAUGAUAUUUUUAUGGUUCAAGCAUGGGCCAUUUUAUGAGCCCAGCAGAGCACCUUUCUAUGAUGUAGAAUGAAGAGAAUCCCAGUGACACUGCACAGACACCGGACACUGAACACGGUGCAGAGAUAAUGAUUCAGAAUGUGUCCAAUGUAAUAAUAAUAAUAUCAUCCACUACAAAGCAGCAGGUGAAAAAGCUGCUGUAAGGAAUAAUCAUAUCAUAGAAUAAUGUACCCAGCAUCUCCAAACUUAAUCAAAGUGAUCAAUGACACAUUUAGUCACCUUUUCAUGUCACAGGUUUACAGCAGUGUUGGGUGGUCAAAGACCUCCAUAAGCAAGCUGUGUCAUCACUCACUUUGCUUUGCAACGCUUACCAAGAAUCUGAGGAGAACGUCCUGCAUUGUUGCCAUGGUUAAAGGGUACAAUGUGGUUUCAUUAAACAAAGCGUCUAUGUGCUUGGAUGCUGUUCUUGGAUUUAAGUUGCUGUGUGUUUUGUGUGUGUCUGGCCCUCGCACCUCCUUAUCAGGCAGUGCAUGUGAGCGGCCUGUUGCUCAGAGACAAUAGGGGUCACUGAGGCGGCCAUUGUUGUUGUACUGAUGGUUGGGCAUUGGGACAAUGGACAGACUGUGGAUCGUAAAAGGGCUGGCAUCGCCCAGUACGGCUCACCCUUACCACCCUCUCUCUCUCACACACACACACACACACAGCAUCGGCAGUGACUGUGCAAUGAGCCAGUACAGCGUGCAAUCCCUAAUUGACAAGGGACUGUUCUUGGUCUCUGCUGUGCACUGCUAUGGACAUGCCUUCUAGGUGGUGCCAGGUAUGUUUGUGUACGUAUUUUUUAUUUUUUAAAUUGUACCUUUAUUUAACUAGGCAAGUCAGUUAAGAACAAAUUCUUAUUUUCAAUGACGGCCUAGGAACAGUGGGUUAACUGCCUGUUCAGGGGCAGAACGACAGAUUUGUACCUUGUCAGCUCGGGGAUUUGAACUUGCAACCUUUCGGUUAAUAGUCCAACACUCUAACCACUAGGCUACGCUGCCGCCCCCCUAUGAUAGAGAGACGACAGCCACAAACAGUGAUGAGAGAGAAGCCAGACGGUAAGAGAGAAAGAGCUACAGAGAUGUUCAACGUGAGCUCCUGAUUUAUUUCAUUUUUUUUGUUUUUAGAAUGAGACACUCAAAUCUAAAAAAUAAUUCAAGACAAGAAGUGAUGAACAACAACUCAAUAUUCAAUCAGAAUAGAAAAAAGUCACUUUGCGCCUCAAAUUAAGAAGUCUUGACUCGCUAGCUAGCUACACCACAAAAACCUAGCCAGCAGGCUAACAUGCUAGCCAGAAAUAUUUAGCUAGAACAAACCUAGCAAGGGGUGUUAAUACAACUACAUCAAACGAUCAAACUGAGUGAGUAAACAAAAAGGAGCGCGGACUCUAACUUUAAACAUAUUCUGUUUUUUUGCUGUGAAGAUUUUUCACUUUUUUUCCGGUUUCUGAGCUAAAUUAGAGCUAGCUAGCAACAGCAGCAGACAAACAAAACCGGUUGCCAAGGCAAUGGUGCAGCAAAACAGAGCAGCAGUAGUAGCAGAGCCCACAAGCACCAUGUCCUCACUCCCCCUCAGCGCUGAGUCCAUUCUCUACUCUCCAGAGGCCAAAAUUGACACAAGGAUGAAAGCUUUAAAAAAAAAAAAACUACUAAAGGGGAGGCCAGAAACCUUUUUCGCAGACCUCUACAAAAACAAUAAUGUGAGUAAUCUCAUAUUUCUCCCUGACCAACCAAAUGCAUGGCGGUCAGCAGUCUGCUCUCACUACCCAUCCAUAAAGAAAGAAGGAAUCUGUAAUGGGUGGAAGCUGAAAGUCAAAUAGACAGAUGACCCUGACAGCGCCAUGAUAACAAUUAACCUCUACAAGACUGGGGCAAAGUAACCUUAGGCUGUUUGAAACAGACUUUCAGACCAUUAAGGAGAGAGCAGAGAGAGAAACUCCACCACCAUCACCCCCACUCUCCCCACCCAAAAAGGCACAUCCAGCAACUCUCUUCCCAUCAUAGUGGAGGACACGCCCAAGGAGGAGAGCGACCCCCUCAGUGCAGAGCAGGCUCAGGCCCUCCUCACCACCAUGGCUGCCAUGAGGGGUGAGUUCACCAAACUAGAGGGGGAGGUUGUCCUGCUCAGGGUGAGCGUGAGCAAACAGUAGCCAGACAUCCACACCUUAGAAGAGCUCCUAACCAAGGUGAGGACAGAGCAGGACAGCAGCCUUACAGGACAGCUGAAAGAGGUUCAGCAAGAGAGAGAUGGACUCGAGAGAACUGGCUGAUCUAACAAAGGAGGUGAGAGAGCUCCAAAAAGAUAGGCAGAGCAGUACAAUCUGACCACACUAAGAGAGGAGCUGCAGGAGAGAAAGAGGACAGGCUGCAGGAGAAAAAGAGGACAGGCUGCUGGAGAGAAAGGGAACAGAGGACAGGCUGCUGGAGAGAAAGGGAACAGAGGACAGGCUGCAGGAGAGAAAGAGGACAGGUUGUAGAAGAGAAAGAGGACAGGCUGCAGGAGAGAAAGAGGACAGGAGGACAGGCUGCAGGAGAGAAAGAGGACAGGCUGCAGGAGCAGUUAUAUCACCACUCUAUGACCAGCCCUCACACAGCAGAGGAGCCCACCUCAACCAGCCAGGCCUCCCCAACCCUGCCCUCACACAGCAGAGGAGCCCAGCUCAACCAGCCAGGCCUCCCUAGCCCUGCCUGCUGCACACCUCACCCCAGCCCACAGAACAGCCUCCAACUGACAGUAGCACCGGCACCGACCAGCCACACCCCAGCUCCAACACCCACCAGCCCCCACUACCCCCUCCAGUCCAGAAUAAACACUGGCUGACAUGGUCCUGUUGAUGGACUCAAAUGAGAAGUUUGUUCAGGAGAAUACAUUUUUCCCUAGACACAAAACGAGAAAGAUGUGGUGCCAACAACGCAGAGUGCCAUGGAGCUGCUUGAUAAGGCCCAGCUCGGGUCGCCAAGCCACAUAAUCAUACACACCGGAAGCAACGACCUGCGUGCUCAGCAGGAAAGGGUGGCGACUUCACCACGGGGAGUGAUUGAGAAGGCCUCCGCAAUCUUCCCAACUCAAGGAAUCUUGGUGUCAACCCUUCUACAGAGGAAGGACUUCCACCCUUCCACAAUCCAAAGAAUAAACGCCAGCCUCUCCCGCGACUGUGCCUUGCAACCCAAUGUACACCUGGCCCAUCAUCCCACCCUCAGUCUGGACUGUCUCUAUGACCAUGUUCACCUGUACAGGGAGACAGUCCCCAUCCUUGCCAAGACUCUCAAGGACGUUGCUUUAAACCGCAACCCGAUCUCUCAAAGCAGGAACAGCGGAGCAAUCUCCACCCCACCGAGAUAACACCCCGGACCAGAACUCUGGACCCCCCCCCAGCCACGGCCACAGCACCACCAACCUCAAUGCCCACCACAGCCAGCACGGCACAGACCACACCAGCUUCAGACCCAACCAGAUGAGGCCUACCACCCCCCACCGCAGACCCACACCUGGAGGAGUCAAAACCCUGCAGACAGAGCUAUGCACAGUCUGUGAGAGGAGCAACUGGCCCAGCCUCCACCAAUCAAAUGAGUGACAUUAAACAAAUGCUGAGUAUUUUAUGCUCACGUGAUAGGCCGAGGGUCAUGGUAAGAUGAGCACAAGAACUCCACCAUCCUCACACUACACCCACGCAAGUCACAUGACACAAAUGCUAUCUUAAAUGAUAAACAAAUCACAUUUGCAUAAUAAGAGUUUACGUUAAUUGAAAAAUCCUAUUGUAAUAGUUCUUGUUGGAUUGUGAGUGUAUAUCAUUUUGAAGGUAAAGAAAAACAGUUGUGAAAUCUGUUUACGUUGCAUGUUGGAAUUUACAAGGCUUGAAUUCCUCUGCUUUUGGACUAAAGAGCAGAAACACAGAUUACCUGAAAUAAAUUGAUGAUGUUGAUAUUGUA
This is a messenger RNA of Oncorhynchus kisutch (coho salmon), 6254 nucleotides long. It is a transcript of the gene tmem125a, whose product is annotated as transmembrane protein 125a. The coding region runs from base 1238 to 1918 and encodes 226 amino acids. NCBI's taxonomy places the organism in Eukaryota, Metazoa, Chordata, Actinopteri, Salmoniformes, Salmonidae. The record is from RefSeq and is a predicted model, not a curated record. The transcript has 3 exons.